This is a messenger RNA of Akanthomyces muscarius, 1458 nucleotides long. RefSeq lists its product as uncharacterized. The record is from RefSeq and is a predicted model, not a curated record. Lineage: Eukaryota; Fungi; Ascomycota; Sordariomycetes; Hypocreales; Cordycipitaceae. The transcript is spliced from 3 exons. The coding region runs from base 1 to 1458 and encodes 485 amino acids.
AUGUUGUGUCUCAACGUCUUUGCUUUGGCCCUGUGGUGGGCAGAGACCACAGCCUGGCCUAGUCAAUCAUACAAGUCAGAGACGUUUGUCAUCCCAGAAUUCAAUGUUACCAAGUCUGGAAAACCUCUCGCACCGGGCUAUCUCUUUCUCACCCCAGCAGCCGCACCAUACCCAGCCUCCAUCAUCAUUACUGAUGAAGGCGAGCUGGUGUGGGCCAGUCAUGCUGACACUUUUUCCAAUCUGAACGUGCAAACUCUAGAUUCCACGCCGGUUCUGACUUACUGGGAGGGAGUCGGCUCGCCAAACCCGCAAACACAAGGCCACGGAUACGGUCAGGUUCAGAUACUGGAUUCGAGCUAUACUGUCACGCAUACUAUAUGUCCAGAUCUUUCUCUGUCGACGGAGGGAGCUACAGAAGUCAAGUGCCAGGCCGAUCUUCACGAGUCGUACGUGACGGAACGCGGUUCCGUGCUUGUCACUGCGUACAAUAUUACGGAAGCUGACUUGUCAGACAUGAAUGGUCCAGAGCAAGGUUGGAUUUAUGACUGUCUGAUCUUUGAGAUUGACAUUGAGACGCAGAACAUCCUGUUUACAUGGAGCGCACUACGCAGUGGAAUUCUUCUCACCGACUCAAAACAAGCAAUCGGCGAGUCGGGAACGCAAUCAAAUCCAUACGACGUUUUCCACGUCAACUCUGCGCAGGCUGUUGAAGGUGGAUAUUUGAUCAAUAGCAGACAUACAUGGACUACCUACUUUGUCAACUCAGAGGGAGAUAUACAAUGGCACUUCGAGGGCUCAACUGGCGGCGACUUCACACUUCCACCAGAAACGCAUUUUUCCUGGCAGCACCACGUACGCAUACUCAAUGGCAGCUCUACAAGUGUAGUGCUAAGCCUUUUCGAUAAUGCAAACGCCGAACCGCCCUUGUCCGGCGUCAACCAAACUCUCGGCUUGCUAUUCUCGCUUGACCUACAGAGCAAGUCGGCGACUCUGCUAAAAGAGUACAAGGACCCAGAGCAGCCUCUCUUUGUGGACAGCCAAGGCGCUCUCAGCAUACUUGCCAACGGCAACGCCCUUCAAGGCUACGGGCAGAUUCCGGUCAUCAAGGAGUAUGGCCCCGACGGUGACGUGCGGCUGUCAGUCCAAUUCGGGGACUUGGACGACCAGCAGCAAUCAUCCUACCGAGCGUACCGUCUGGAGUGGGAGGCCGUGCCGGCGGCUGAUCCCGCUGUUUUCGCAGAGCAAGGCCAUGCGUACGCGAGCUGGAACGGCGCGACGCAGGUACACGAAUGGGACAUCUUUCAAGGCGCGACGGCGGAAAGCGUCGUGCACACGCACUCGGUGAAGAAGGUGGGAUUCGAGACCAAGGUCGCGAUUUCCAACACCACCAAGUUUGUCAAGGUUGCUGCCGUCUGUGGCGCGGGGAAACGCGAUUCUGCCGUGGUGGCCGUAGCUUGA